Messenger RNA from Aplosporella prunicola CBS 121167, 2739 nucleotides. Its product is annotated as glycoside hydrolase family 3 protein. NCBI's taxonomy places the organism in Eukaryota, Fungi, Ascomycota, Dothideomycetes, Botryosphaeriales, Aplosporellaceae. The record is from RefSeq and is a predicted model, not a curated record. Gene Ontology annotation, cellular component: plant-type cell wall. Bases 19 to 2670 code for a protein of 883 amino acids. Gene Ontology annotation, biological process: xylan catabolic process; arabinan catabolic process. The transcript is spliced from 5 exons. Gene Ontology annotation, molecular function: xylan 1,4-beta-xylosidase activity; alpha-L-arabinofuranosidase activity.
GUUCUACAACUACAUCUAAUGUUUGGAGAUAAUGUUGUGGGCCCAAAUUCAGAUAAUGGUCUAUACGAUUACGCCAUGAGACACGCACCGGAUGCUUCCAUUGGCGUUAUGCACGACUGGUAUCCCCUCAACAAAUCUCACUACAACUCUGUUCAAGCACUCAAUGCCAAAAAGUCACGACUCAAAAUCCCAUUUAUGCACUUUGGAGAAUGCCUGCACGGCGUUGGGUCUUUUAAACAAUCAAUGUUCCCACAAUCCAUCGCCAUGGCAGCCAGCUUCGACACCAAUCUUGUCCACCGCGUUGGCCGUGCUAUUGGAUCAGAAGCAAGAUCUAUCGGUGUACACGCUUGUUUGUCCCCCGUUUUGGAUUUAGGAAAGGACCCACGUUUUGGGCGAGCACAAGAGGCUUGGGGUGAAGACAAGGUCCUAACUUCUCAUAUGGGCGUGGCUUAUGCCUCUGGAUUGUCCAAAAAUGGGUCCUGGUCUGAUCCCGAUGCCGUUGUGCCAGUCAUAAAGCAUUUUGCUGCGUAUGGCGCGCCACAGUCAGGACGUAACGCGGCCCCUUGGAUGGGGCGUGGUAAUCGGGAGAUCCAGCAAGAGCUACUCGUCCCGUUUAAAGCUGUCAUUGACAAUGGCGGGGCGCGGGGCAUUAUGAUGUCCUAUAAUGAGCUUGAUGACGUUCCCGCUCAUGUGCAUCCCAUGCUGUAUCAAGCUCUGUCCGAUUGGGGCUUUGACGGAUUUGUGACUGCAGACGAUACCGGAAUGAGGAUGCUUCAGACGCAGCAUGGAGUUUCUAGCUCAGAUGCUGAUACCAUACAACAAUGGUUCAAUGCUGGAGGAAUGAUUCAGUACUACGACUUUCCCCUGGAUAUCUACCUCAACGCUACCGUCGACCUGGUAGCCAAUGGCACAGUUCCUCUCACCACACUUCAAUCUCAUGUCCGGAAGAUCCUUGAAGUCAAAUACGACCUAGGGCUUUUCGACAACCCUUACAUACCAGGAGACAUAGAUCCGAAUAAGUUGACUGCUGACCAUGUCUCUUUGACACUAGAAGCCGCGCAAAAGAGCAUAGUGCUGCUAGAGAACCGUAACAAUACCUUACCGCUUAAGCCUACUGAACAAAAUAUCCAAAAGAUUGCAUUGAUAGGGCCAUUUAGUGAUAUACUCAACUAUGGGGACUACUCCGGCCAAUGGGGAGCCUAUCCAGUUGCCAACUCUACUACCAUGCGGCAAGCAGUGUUGAAUGAGCUCGCAGCACAGGGCUCUAAUUGCGAGUUAGUUUCGAGCUGGGGCUCUAAUACUUGGCUGUAUAAUGCUCAAUAUCCGAUCCCAGAAUAUCUGCUUUCUGCAGAUGGCUCCAAGGGAGGACUUAAGGCAACUUAUUACGCCGAUACAAAUUUCAGCAACCCAGUGGUCACAAAGCUUGAAGUGCCUGUCCUUGACUGGGGUCUCUACCCACCACCAAGGCUCCCGUCAAAUAACUUUAGUGCAAUCUGGGAAGGAGAGCUGACAGUUCCCGUGGAUGUCGAUAUUGAUGGCUGGCUCGGUGUCGCCGUCAGUGCCAACACCACCGCCAAACUCUACGUCGACGGUGCUUUACUGUCAGACACUGGGCUUUCCACAAGCGGCAACAUCCUUUCGAACAUCGAAAACCGAGCUUAUACAUCAGUCAAUAGCACGCUCCCCCCUCCCGGAUCCGCUUCUUUUAAGUUCCGCAAAGGAGCAACCCAUACCAUCCGUCUAGAGUACCAAGCCUGGAACACCUACCAAAAGAUCGAAAACGUAAACUCUGUCAACGCAGAACUCCUCCUCUUCUGGAACCUCGUCGACCAAACCGACGCCAUCCAAAAAGCCAGGACCGCCGCCCGCUCCGCGGACACGAUAAUCCUCACACUGGGCAGCGCGUGGUCCAGCGACGGGGAAAACGGCGACCGCGGCACCCUCGGCCUAUCGCCCAACCAGACAGCGCUUGCAGACGCCGUCUUCGCGCUCGGCAAGCCCGUCAUCCUCGUGCUGCAGGGCGGCCGGCCCCUCGCGAUCCCACAGUACUAUUCCCGCGCCGCCGCGGUGCUGAAUGCGUUUUUUCCGGGCCAGGCCGGCGGCCAUGCCAUUGCCGAUACGCUGUUCGGGCGCGUCAGUCCCGGCGCCCGCGUCCCACUUACUGUGCCGAUGCUCGAGGGCCAGCUGCCCGUGUUCUAUAACCAGAAGGGCAGCGCGUGGGGCGCCGGGUAUGUGGACGCGGAUGCUGCGCCGGCGUAUCCGUUUGGGUACGGGCUUUCGUACACUGAGUUCUCGCUUGGGGGCUUUGGGGGUAGCUCAGUGAGCGGGGGCGAGAGUGGCACGUUCACGGCUGGCGAUGUCGUUGCGUUCGCUGUCAGUGUGGAGAAUACCGGUGCCAGUGCCGGCGCCUACGUCGUCCAGGUGUAUCUGCUGCAGCGCGUGUCGGCUGUGACGCAGCCGGUGAGGCAGCUGGUUGCGUUUGAGCGGGUGGAGCUUGGGGUGGGGGAGAAGAGGAGGGUGAGGUUGGAGGUGGACGUGGAUCGGUUUUUGAUGGUUGUGAAUCGGAUGGGUGAGUGGGAGUUGGAGAAGGGGGAGUAUGCUUUUGCGGUGUUGGACCAUGGUGGGGAUGAUGCAGAUACCGGAAGGAAUGUGAGCAUGGUUUGUGUUUAGGGGAUGCCAUGAAGGUAUUCAAUGGAAGCCAGCUUGUUGAGUAAUGCAUAUGCUCCAGUAGUUCCUAUA